Messenger RNA from Betta splendens (Siamese fighting fish), 2552 nucleotides. It is a transcript of the gene clcc1, whose product is annotated as chloride channel CLIC-like 1. The transcript is spliced from 8 exons. Gene Ontology annotation, cellular component: membrane; endoplasmic reticulum. Gene Ontology annotation, molecular function: chloride channel activity. The record is from RefSeq and is a predicted model, not a curated record. Lineage: Eukaryota; Metazoa; Chordata; Actinopteri; Anabantiformes; Osphronemidae. Bases 987 to 2357 code for a protein of 456 amino acids.
UAUUUUAUGAUGUGUCCCGUGACUUUGAGGACAUGUUUGAUGAUCUUAAAUAAACAUUACAGUCAGAAACCUAGAAUAGAAUAGAAUGCCUUUAUUAGUCCCACAGCGGGGAAAUUCUCAUCAGCAGCCAGCUUGACCGGCGCUAGUCCGACAGUGGAAGCAAUUGCAGUACAAACAAUAAAAACACACGCACAUACAGUGGCACACAGUACAAGUGGAAACCUUGCAGGAAUUUGUUCUUGGGUUCAUCAGGACAGAUGGAUAAGGCCGGAGAGCAGACAGUGAGACUGUAAGGUGGGGUGGGAGGGGGUGUAUCUGCAUCAGUGUGGUGAAGUGUUGUUUAUAGAAGUAUGACCGAGGCUGUUUACAGGUCAGUCCAACAGUUGUCCUUGAAGGGAGUCACAACAGGGGAAGAGGAUAGAUAGAGGCACAGCUGGUGAGCUAGAUUGGACCUGGGAAGGGAGGGGUGAGGGAGAAGGGACAGAGUUAUACACAGCCAACCUGUUGAUUUUUCUCUCAUAUUUGUUAGUUUUUCGAAGCAAAGCUCUGCCUCAGUAAUUUAGUAGAAACCAGAUGUGUAAAACAGGGCCCUGAGAGGAGGACUUUGUUUCUCUGGUCGUUGUAAACAAACAUUCCACAGACUUCCUGCCAAUUCCAGCAGUGAGAAGUCGUCAUGAAUAUGCCAGCGUCUACUUGAACCUGGGUCACAGCUAAUGGGGUUAGAGGUGAUGAUGGGGGUGGGCUGAGAGCCAACUCAGUAUAAAGCUACAAGACCGGAUGUCCGUCAUUCUCCUUUUAACAGUUUUCCUCUCUGUGAACACUGCUUCUCCUGGAAGAAUGAUCUUCCCUGUCAGUCCUUCAGGACGGCGGGUCACCCAGCCUCCACCUAAUAUGAAGCCACCAUACCUGCCAAUUCUCUUCUCUUUCUCCUCCCUCUACUCCCCAUCUCAGAGUCCAGCCAUCAUCCAACUGGAUGCUUAAAAGGAAUGGGCUUGACCAUAUCUGCUCAGAGACACAGCCAACCAACCUCGCCCAGUGACUCGUCAGAUGUCUUCUAUGAUGCCAAAAUCAAAGUGUCCCAACAAUCCAUGAGAGAGAUUCGGACACUUUUGGAAGGUGAAGACAACUGGAGGACGGGAGCUCUGGACAACGCCAUCAGCCAGAUUCUGAUCGAUCUUAAACCACAUGAUUAUGAGGCCUGGAGGUGGCGUUUUGAAGACACCUUUGGUGUGGAGAUUGACACACUGAUAAAAAUCACACUGUUUAUACUGCUUGUUGUAGCCGUCAUCUGCACUCAGCUGUGGUCAGUCGUGUCCUGGUUUGUGCAGUUCAAAAGACUGUUUGCAUUCUGCUUCUUCGUCAGUAUUAUCUGGAACUGGUUUUAUUUGUACAAGAUCGCCUUUGCUGAACACCAAAAUAACAUGGUGAAGAUGGAUGGUAUCAAUGAAAAAUGCACUGGAGUGAAGAAAAUUGACUGGAUUGAUAAUCUAAGUGAGUGGUACAGAAGCACUUGGACUCUUCAGGAUGACCCUUGUAAGAAGUACCAUGAAGCCAUACUAGUCAAUCCCAUUCUUCUAGUUCCUCCAACCAAGGCCAUCUCAGUUACCAUCACCACCUUCAUCACAGAGCCGCUGAAGCACCUUGGCCAAGGGAUUAGUGAGUUUCUUCGAGCCCUCCUCAAAGAUCUACCUGUGACCUUACAGAUCCCCGUUCUAUUAACUAUCGUACUCUCUAUUUUGGUGUUCAUGUAUGGAAGCGUUCAGGCAGCCUUCCAGCACGGCAUCACUGCUCCUCUACGGCGCCACCGGAGGGAUCCACCUGCUCCACAACUGGAAGAACCGCAGCCUCCGCUCCAGAGAAUUGAGGGCCAGGCUCCCUUAGCAGUAGGAGAUGCACCACAACAAGCUCAAUUGAAUGAAGCCAAUGAUCCCAGAUUACAGAGGAACCAGGUUCAUCAAAGACGAGUCCACAGGCCUGUAUUUGUUGAAAAUAUAGGAAAUGGCACUGGUGCUUAUAGUGAGGAUGAGAUGGAUGCUGCACAGCGCGAGGCUCAGCAGACUGACUCUGCAAUGUCAGACCCAGAGACCCAGCAGGGCCCAGCUGAAGCAAGUGGUGGCAAUGGUGCUGUCCAAACGAGAACUAAACCCACUGAAUCAAAAUCAGCUCAGUCAAAGAAAAAACCUUUGAACGUGAAGAACAGUUCACAAGAUGAAGCCAGCAAAGAGGAUGCAGCAUCCAGACCUCAGCCAGCAGCAAGACGGCCUUCGCAGAAUGAUGUUGAGGACGUGGGAACCUCGUCUGAAGAUAAGACACCAUUUGAAUCAGUUCCAGUUCAAGAGACGUGUCCAGUAGAGUAGAUGGAUUCUACAUCAUCAAAGCAGAACAGAGACAGACAAGUUUACCAGCAUUAAUCAGCCUUUGUUUACUUUACUGUUACUUAAGUGUGUCUGUGGGAAAAUUGCUAAAGUGUAAAUAAAUGGGUUUUGUAAUUUUUAUGGGAUCAAAUAUUUAUUUUUGUGUUUUUAAAUAAAUAAUGUGUUGCUGAUUAUUAA